This is a messenger RNA of Siniperca chuatsi (mandarin fish), 8486 nucleotides long. It is a transcript of the gene cngb1a, whose product is annotated as cyclic nucleotide gated channel subunit beta 1a. The record is from RefSeq and is a predicted model, not a curated record. The transcript is spliced from 40 exons. Gene Ontology annotation, cellular component: intracellular cyclic nucleotide activated cation channel complex; plasma membrane; photoreceptor outer segment. Gene Ontology annotation, biological process: retina homeostasis; monoatomic cation transmembrane transport. The coding region runs from base 2384 to 6640 and encodes 1418 amino acids. NCBI's taxonomy places the organism in Eukaryota, Metazoa, Chordata, Actinopteri, Centrarchiformes, Sinipercidae. Gene Ontology annotation, molecular function: cGMP binding; intracellularly cAMP-activated cation channel activity; intracellularly cGMP-activated cation channel activity.
CACCAACACAUAGACCACACCCACCUACACCUUUACACUACAUCCCAAAAUACACCAUCACGGACCCGGUCGUUAGCUGUGGAAAUACUGCAGAGUAGAGUGGAUUAGCUGUUGUUUUGUUGUUUCACUUAAUUUUCUUUGGUUUAUUGGAAAUGUGCAGCACAUUGUUUGUUUUUUGGAUUUCUUUUCAGUUUUUAGAAACAGAAAUGAAAGCAUGAAUAAUAACUGGUGAUGAGAUUUGUCAUGUUUUUUAGUUAAAUUGCGGUUUGAUGAGUUUGAAAAGAUGGACCAACCGGAGGGUGGGGCAGGGGUCGGAGAGGUUAAAUUAAAAACAUGGCAAACACAUAACAUUGUUUCAGUCCUAAAAAUGAUCCAGUGUUCAUAUCGAGCAGAAAACACCUGAGAAGCUGCUGUCAGAGCCUCUAAGAACUGCUAACCCACUCUCGUCAGUCUGGUAUCAGUGCAGAGUUUGGGCUCUCAUACUGGUCUAACUGUGGCUUCACAGCCAAGAGUCAAUAAGGCACUGAAUACUGAAUAUUUGGGAUGUUUUUUGCUUUAUACAGGUUAUCUGCAGCAUCAGCAUCAGUUGAAAAUCCACCAAAGUGACUUCAGUUAUGGGAAACAAGUUUGUUUGUUUAACAAAAGCGUUCAUUUAACUCUGAGCUACGGGAAGCCAAAACAGUUUGGACCAACAACAACCUGGAUCAUGUUUGCUGUACUCAUUUUUUAGGGGGUUUCCUCAUCCGGAUGAAGGCUUUAAGGAUAGAGGGUGUUGUCUGCUGUCCAGAUUGUAAAGCCCUUUGAGGCAAAUAUGUGAUUUGUGGCUGUAUAAAUAAAUUUUACUUGACUUGUGACAAAUGACAAGCCACAAUCUGCCCAGGGACCACGGUCCAAUUUAGGGUGCUGACACUAGCCCAGAGGCAACCAAAGCGCUGCCAACUGGAGUUCCAAAAUCCAAAAUCGGACCAAAUCUGGCAGCCAUAUAGGGGCCAGUGCCGGCGCACAUUUGGUCCUCCGGCACUGGAACGCAGCCGAGUCAACACUGAGCCACAAUCAGCCCGACCAAACUGAGCCACUUCAGUAUCUACUGUUGGUGGACUGAAAGUCCUCAACGAACAACUGCGGGCUAACUGGUUGGCUGGAUGACUGGCCUAUUGGCUAAUUCACUAGACAGCUAGCUGGUCAAAGGGCUGACUAGCUAAUAGGCUAACUUAUUGGUCAUCUAGAUGGCUAACCUACCAACUAGCUAACUGCCUGACUGACUAGCCUACUGAUUGACUGGUUAACUGGUUGAUUUGGUAACUGGUUACCUGGCUGGAAAAUUCUGUGACUAGCCGACUUGUCAGCUGGCUAAUUUGACUAACUGGCUGAUUAUUAACCACCAAACCGGUUACCUGGCUGAUGACAAUUGAUAACUGGAAAACUAUCUGACUGACCAACUGGUCGACUUUGAAACUGGCUAAAUGGCUAAAAAGGCAGCUGGAGAGUGCGAGUGACAAACUGGACACCAGUGUUAACGGACGUCCAGCAGCACAGUGACACAUCUGUCUUCUGCUGCCAGACCUCCUGUGGCGGAUUAGGGUCAUGGUCAGUCAGCUGUAAUUGAGGCUGACACUCAGCCAGACAUGAUCUAAACACCAUUAAGCACAGUACCGAGAAAAGCGUGUCAGUUGUAAACUCAGUGGAAAUAGGGCUAAUUAUUUUUGUUUUUUAUUUGUUUUUAAAUCCAAGUUAAUUUACCAUUUUAAUUUUGAUUAUUAAACAUGUAAACUCUUCUGGAGCCUCUUUACAAAAAGCAUGUUGUUUUGUCCCAGCACUGUUCAAACGCACAGGAUUUUUAUUUUAAAGAUCCCAAAGUUUCCAAAGACGCAACGUGCACGCUCACUCGUGUGUAAUAAAGAUAUAUUUUCAUCGGAUGAAACGGUGCAGCCAUUAAUAACAUCUCUUGUGUUGGAAUAAAAGUGGCAAAACAAUCUCACCACAAAGUUUUCAACAGCAGAUGGGGUCUGCUCAGUUAUCAUUGACUUGCAGAUCAAUGGCCCUGUGGUGAGAUUGUUUUGCCAAAUGCUGUUUCGAAGGUCAAGAAUAAACUUUCACUCUCAAAUAUGUAUACUGUCUGGGAGGAAAGGUUUUCUUAAAAAUGUAAAUGCACUAGGGGAAAUCAAGAGUCAAGGGAGUAAGACAAUUGCAAAUAAAAAAAUCCCAAAAAGUUCCAAGUUUUGUUUUUGUUUUGUUUUUAUUGGAUUGGGUUUUUAAAAAAAAAGAAAUAAAUACGAAGCACGAAACCAGCGCCGUGAAUAAAUCAUUUGAGCCACUUGUGUCGGGUGACAGCUUGACUUUUCCAAGCACUAACGGUCUCCGUUUGUGUGUUUGUUCAUCGAGGAUGUUGAGCUGGGUGGUCAAAGUCGUUCCCCAGCUGCCUGAGCCUCCGCCCAAAAAAGCUGAAGAGCAGGAGGCCAAGCCAGCCGCGGCCCCGCCCCCUGCUGCUGCCCCGCCUCCUGUCGCGGCCCCGCCCCCUGCUCCAGAGAAGAAAGUGAAAUUUCAAGAUGAGUGCAAAAAUGAAACUCCAAAAGCUGACAAACCCAAGCAGGAAGAACAGGCAGCGGAGGGCAACGGCCCAGCGCCCGGCUCCCAGCCCGGCGUGUUGACGUGGAUCAGCGGCGCUCUGCCUCAACCUGCAGUCUCGCCAAAGCUGAGCCGAGCCAACUCCACCACCAAGGAGGAAAAUGCAGCAACCAGCAAACCUGAAGACGAACAGGGGAUGAUAGCUUGGAUCGCUCAGGGUUUGGAGAAAGUCGUUCCUCAGCCUGAUCUGAAGUCACCGCCAGCUGAGCAGCCCACUGAGGUGCGUCAAACAGCAGCUGCACCACCAGCUGCGAAGCCUCAGGUGACCGUGACGGAGUCGGAGCGAGAAGAUAAAACCGACAACAAAGCACUCCCGCCCAGGGUGAUGGACUGGAUAAAGCACGGUAUAGAGAAGGUGGUUCCUCAGCCGGAGGUUCACGUUCGCUCAAAGGCAGAAGUCAAGGAGAAGACUGAAGCUCCCGCUUCGGCUAAAGAAGAGGCUCCAGCACCAGAACCUCCUCCAGCCCCGAAACCUCCUGCAGACCCAGAACCUCCUCCAGCCCCAAAACCCCCUGCUGCUGACACUGAGAAGUCUUCCAAGGAAGCAGAGCAGCAGCCCAACAUGAUGGGCUGGAUCGUCAGCGAGAUCGGUCGCAUGUUGCCUCAGCCUGUACAGAAGCAGGACGCAGGCAGUGACGAGGUGCAGAACAUCCGCAUCGGACCGAAGGAGACAGACCUGACACUGGAGGACAUGGAAGAGGACGAGAACACGGAGGACGCCAAGCAGGAGGAGAAGGAGACAGAAGACGCAGAGACCCAGAUGGAUCAAGUGAAAGACGGCAUCGAGGAGGAGGCCGAAGAGGCCGUCUUAGCACACAUGGAGGAAAGACUGCAGCAGGAGCGUCUGGGGGCGGCCCGCAUCGCAGAGGAGAUGGCCAGGAAGGCAGCCGAAGAGGCGGUCCGACAGCUGGAGGUGGAGCAUUCGGCGAAGAUCGUCAUAGAAACGCUGCCCGAGUCCAACGAGCAACUGCCCAACAUCCUGGAGGAGGAAAACGAGGACGAGCCAGAGCUGCAGACCCUGCAGGAGGACAGUGAAGACAGCACAGACAAUACGAGUCCUGCGGAAAAUAAAGUAACAGAAGAAAAUAACCAAACCACUGUUGAGGAAGCGAGACCGCAUCAGUGCCCGACGGACGUCUUCCCGGCUGAAGACGAUGCCACUCUUUCAUCAACAGACGCGGAGCCAGCAUCGGAGAGGAGAGACCUGGACAGUCCAGUCCCCCAACCGAUCACCCAACAACCGGAGCCACGAGCUCCAGAAGCCCAGGCCAGCACAGAGCAGGCCACUGCAGGAGGAGGAGGAGGAGGAGGAGGAGGAGUUCCCGACAUUUGCUCUCCGAUAAAAAGCUUCCUGCUUCGGUUCCCGCACGCUGCUGAGUGUCUGGAGAGCUGCGGGAAGCUGAUGCGUGACCGUUACCUCACCCCUCCCAAACUGUCCGUGCCGACCCCGCCGCCGAGGCUCGCCCAGCUGACCCAGGAGCUGUCGCAGCUCGCCACGCAGGCGCGACAGUGCUGCAUGAGCAUCGCCAGCCGCUUCAGACGCCUUAACUCCAACUCCCAGCAUCCUCAGCAGCCUGCCAAACAAACCCCUGUGUAUCGAAAACAUCCCACCUCCUCCUCCUCCUCAUCAUCACUCCCAUCAUGCUCUACUGCUCUGCACUGCUUCACCACGAGCUGCCAGCCAACCACACCUCAGGGAGAGGCCUGGGUGGAGCGUCCCGUGCUGAGGGUGGAGGACGUGGAUCAGGAUGUGGGGCAGAGAAAAGGCCUGAACAUCCCCCAAAUUAUCACAACCCCAGAACCAGAGUUCAGCACUCAGAGCGUCCCGCUGUCAAAGCUCAGUCCAGCAGAUGAUCUGUCUGCAGACGAGGACGAUGAAGAACUGCUGAGGGUUGGUCUGAAGUCCGGUCAGGGAGACCUGCUGACUGCAGAUGAUGAGAUGCGUCCUCUGUCAGCAGCCAGCGUCGGCAGCGUGGUGAUCCAGGACCGUCUGAACGACCUCGUCAGGCUGUUUAAAGGUCGGACAGAGCGCCAAAGAGACCGGCUGGUGGACCCGGACGAGUCUGAGGAAGAAAGUCCCUCGGCCUCCCCGAGCAAACCUCCACCUCCUCCUCCUCCUCCUCCUCCACCUCCACCAGGAGAAGAGAAGAAGGACGAAGCGCCUGCAGCAGCAGAAGAAGAGGAAGAAGAGGAGAAGGAGUUUGAGCUCCCCUUUAAACUUUUGGGGCAACCGGUGAAAAUUCCCAAACUGCCCAAACUGCCCAAACUUCCCCAGCUGCCGGACUGGCUCCGAGCCAUCGUGGAGUACCGCUUCCCCUCCAGCAUCGACCCCUUCACCGAUCUGAUCUACGUGAUCUGGCUGUUCAUUGUUGUGGCGGCGUGGAACUGGAACGUGUGGUUGAUCCCCGUCCGCUGGGCGUUCCCCUACCAAACCCCCGAAAACAUCCACCUGUGGCUGCUGAUGGACUACACCUGCGAUCUCAUCUACAUCACCGACAUCCUCGUCUUCCAGCCCAGACUGCAGUUUGUCCGCGGAGGAGACAUCGUGUGUGAUAAAAAGGACAUGAGAGAAAACUACAUGACCACUGAGCGAUUUAAGAUGGACAUCAUCAGUCUGUUUCCCAUGGAGAUAUUUUACUAUUUCACUGGAGUGAACUCUCUGCUGAGAUUCCCUCGCCUGUUGAAGUACAUGGCUUUCUUUGAGUUCAACGACAGAAUAGAAGCUGUGAUGAAGAAAGCCUACAUCUACAGGGUGAUCCGAACCUCCACCUACCUGCUGUACUCUCUGCACAUCAACGCCUGUCUCUUCUACUGGGGCUCAGACUAUGAAGGACUGGGAUCCACUAAGUGGGUCUACAAUGGAAAAGGCAACGCUUACAUCCGCUGUUACUAUUUUGCCGUGAAGACGUUGAUCACCAUCGGAGGACUGCCAGACCCCACCACCGUCUUUGAGAUCUGCUUCCAGCUCAUCAACUACUUCGUUGGCGUCUUUGCUUUCUCUAUCAUGAUCGGUCAGAUGAGAGAUGUGGUUGGAGCUGCGACAGCCGGUGAGAACUACUACCGGGCCUGCAUGGACAGCACAGUCAAGUACAUGAACUCCUACAACAUCCCCCGAGAGGUCCAGAACCGCAUCAAGACCUGGUACGACUACACCUGGAAGAUCCAGGGCAUGCUGGAUGAACAGGAGCUGCUGGUGCAACUUCCGACUAAGAUGAGGCUGGACAUCGCUGUGGACGUCAACUACGCCAUCGUCAGUAAAGUCGCCCUGUUUCAGGGCUGUGACAGACAGAUGGUGUUCGACAUGCUGACGAGGCUCAAAUCUGUUGUCUACCUGCCCGGAGACUUUGUCUGUAAAAAGGGGGAGAUCGGCAGGGAGAUGUACAUCAUUAAACAGGGCGAGGUUCAGGUGGUGGGCGGUCCUGACCUGCAGACAGUGUUUGUCACCAUCAGAGCCGGCUCAGUGUUUGGAGAGAUCAGUUUGCUGGCAGGAGGCGGAGGGAACCGACGUACAGCCAACGUGAAGGCGCACGGGUUCGCCAACCUCUUCAUCCUGGAUAAGAAGGACCUGGCAGAGAUCUUGGUGCACUACCCGGAGUCCCAGAAACUCCUCCGCAAGAAGGCCAAGACGAUGUUGACGAAGGAUAAGAAGCCAGACGUGAAGGACGGAGGUAAAGAGGCGAUGGAGGUCAUCCCACCCAGACCGGACACCCCCGAAAUGUUCAAGGCGGCUCUGAAGGUGACGGAGAAGGCGGGAAUAGAGGGAACCUUCUCCAAACUGGCGAAAACCUACAAAGCAUCGGAGAGCGCAGCAGAGGCUCCCCCCGUCUCCCCGGACCCCCCUCGCUCUCGGAUGCACCAGCGCUCUCCGGGCCCUCUCGCUCCGGUUCAGGACGACGAGGGCGCGGUGUCGGAGACCGCCGACAGCUCGGUGAUCAUCAGGAUGACGCCCCGACAGGAAGGGGGCGAGCUGCUCACUGUGGAGGUGACGCAUGGGAAGGGAGAGGAGGACGGAUAGGAGGAGGAGGAGAAGAAGAAGAAGGAGGCCGGGGAGGAGUGAUUUGACAGGAAGCUGCCGUCCUCACAGGACAGAUUCUGCUUCCCAGAAUGCCUUUCAGCGACCUCCAGAGAAGAGAUGUGGGUUUCAGUUGGAGGUGGAGAGAGAAAGACGACAAACCCCAGUGCAUUCUGGUCUCUGUCCUGUCUCUGGUUCUUCUUCUCUGGUGGAUUUUCUCCCUGCUGUGAAACACGUUGUCAUCCUCCUGUUUUUGGGCACAUUUUGAAUUUGUGCAGAAGAAAAACUGACUGAAAACACAAAAAAAAAGCUAAAACAUCUCAAAAAUAUUUUUUUUCAAAUUGGAUGUUUCUUUCUCUUCUGUGGGUGCUUCUCGUUUUCUUUUAACGCCACGUUCCCCUCACUCGCAUCUGUUUCUCACGUUAGUUCCACUGAAGCCACGAGCAGAGAUGCAAAACGUACAGAAUUUAGUGAAGUGACGUCAGUCGGCACAGCUGGAUCAGCUGGAUCAGCUGGAUCAGCUGGAUCAGCUGUCAGUCGGCUUGAACUAGUCUGUGUUGUUCCCGUAGAAUUUGUGUUUAAUCAUAAUGUGUCGUACUGUCCAAAUAAAAAUAAUACGGGCGCACGGUUACUACUUCCAGUACUGUUACUUUACUGUUCAAUGUCUUUUUUUAUUUAUUUUGAAACAACAAAACAGAACAUGUCAGGAGAGCAGCAAACACAUAUGGUCAGAUUAAACACACACCUUUCUUAUAGCAGCAUGAACACAUGAAACUAAACUAAACCACAAGAGGGAGAAAUUCACAGUAACAGGAAAUAAUCAGUGAACAAAUUAAGCUCAGUCUAUCCCAGUGCAGGUUAUUUCAGGCCACUCACAACCAAAAUACGUGCUGAGGGGCGACCACUCUUACAAACUCUUCUGAGGUUCCUUGGAAUACAUUGGAUAACCUUUCGUGAGCAAAAAUUGAUAGUAAUUUAUCGUUCAGCACUGAUAACGUACAGGACUGACAGGCAGCGACAGGAUACUCUGACCAGUCGAGCUGUUUCGGAUCCGUUACUGUUCUACUGCCAAGAAAUGUCUCGAUGUCUAUUGGAACAGAAGACCAGAAUGUUGUGAUCAAUGGACAUGAACACAUUAAAUGAAAAUAAGUGCCAGGUUGUUUUUGGCACACUGCAGAACAUGAAUCGUCAUAUUUACUAUGUAUUUCAGUGAUGUGCAGUUUAUCAGUUAUCUUAUGUUGUGUUUCAUGUGAUUUAUCUGAUCUAGUAAUUUAUUUAUUUUUUGCCGCUGUUUACUUUUCAUUAAUGUCGUUUUACAUAACAGACGAAACAGAACAUCAAAUAUUAAAUAGUAUAUAUGUGUUAGGGUGUGUAUAGUCUAUGUAUGUGUUCCUCUUUAAAUUAACUGCUGGAUAAUCGUCCAUUCAUGUAAGGCCACUUGGCUGCUCAGACGCUGAAUGCACAUGAGUCAUUUCUACUGGCAGCAGUGCGUUUUUUAUGAAUUCAUUAUUUGCAUCUGAAUUUAUUAAUAUUUGGUUUGUAAAUUCAGAAUUUUUAUGAACCAGGUUAUGAUGAGAAUGUCUCAUAAUGAGUAGAAAUAAUUGAAUGAAUUUAUGUAAUUAUAGCUCACAUCAAAAUAUAGUUUCUACCAACACACAGUGAUUGAUUUGCAGCAAAACGUGUGGCUGAAUGUAAAUGACAGAUAGACAAUUAAAACGUGAGUACUGCUGAAAAACAACAGACUUUUUGAGCUAGCUUGCCCUCAUCAAGGUGGUGUUUUUGGUUUCAUUCCUAAUGAAGGCACGUUAGCCGAAAACGUUUGGUGAAUAAAGCGCGGUGUGCAGGAGAA